AUGGUGGUGGGUAUGUGGAUAGGGCUAUGCUGGUGGCUACUUGCUGGGCCUGUGGCCCUGGCAGGGCCCAUUUUACUGAUCUGUGGAGAGACCAACCUGCAGUUCACUCUGCUGCUAGGUACUGGGAAUCAGAGACCCCCUGUACCUCUGAUGACUGUGGAUGCUAAAGGAGUGGCACAUGAGCUUCAGAAUGACUCCACCUGUGGGACUUCAUUGCUGUGGAAACCAGAUGGUUCUGUGGUGGUGGGGGCAGCCUUUACCAGCUGCUAUGUCAACCAACAGAAUGGCAGCCAUGUGAUGACAAUAUGGAUCGCAGCCCCUGCCUUGCCCGGGAAUGGCUCUCUGUCUGAAGAGAUUCGGUGUCCAGUUCAUCUACCAGCUCAGGAUGCUCCUGCUGCCAGCCCAUGUACAGCAGUCCAGCUCCUGGACAGGGUGUCAUGUGAUCCAGGUGAGAGUCCACUGCUCACCCAGGGGGACUGUGAAACCAGAGGCUGCUGCUAUGACCCAUCAGAUCAGGUGAUCCCUUGCUACUACAGCAAUCAAGUGACCGUGCACUGCACAGCCUCCGGCCAGUUCUCCAUCAUGAUUUCUAAGGAAGUGACCCUGCCCCCUUUGGUCUUGGACUCUGUGCACCUGUCUGGAAACCAAACCCCUGAAUGUGCUCCAAUGGCCCAGAACCAAGUCUUCACUCUCUUUCGCUUCCCAUUUUCCUCCUGUGGGACCACCUUUCAGGAAUCCAGAGACCAGAGGGUGUAUGAAAACACACUAGAGGCAAAGCAGGCAGUCCAGACAUCUCAGGCAGCUUCAAUCACCCGGGACAGUGUGUUCAGAGCGACUGUUCGCUGUAGCUAUGCUGCUGGUGACUCCCUGCCUGUGAGCUUCUGGGUCUCCACAGUGUCUCCACCCGCUCCUGCCACACAACAGGGGCCCCUAGCCCUGGAGCUGAGAAUUGCUACAGACAUCCACUACAGCUCCUACUACAACAUCUCGGACUACCCUGUGGUGAGGCUGCUCCGGGACCCUGUGCAUGUGGAGGUGCGACUACUGAAGAGGACAGAUCCCAACCUGGUCCUUGUCCUCCACCACUGUUGGGCCACUCCUAGCACCAACCUGCAGCAGGAGCCAAUGUGGCCUAUCCUGGAAGAUGGGUGCCCAUAUGCCAAAGAUAGCUAUGCCACCCAGCUGGUGCCCAUCAGUGCUAACUCAGCCCUGGAGUUCCCCUCCCACUACCAACGCUUUGCUGUCAGUGCUUUCACCUUCAUGGACUCUACCUCUCAGCGAGCUCUCCAUGGGCCAAUCUACUUCCACUGCAGUGCGUCGGCCUGCAUCCCACAGGGGCUGGAGCCCUGCACCUCUUCCUGCACCAGAAGCCAGGGCCCAAGAUUGAGGCGGACCUCCUACCACAGCCCAGCGGAGCCAUUAACCCUGGUCACUGCUAAGGGGCCUGUGGACUUUACCAGCGAACAGAGAACCCAGAUGCCAGACCUGCAGGAAGGCACCCAGGCAACUGGAGCGCAACCCUGGUGGACAAAGGUGGCUGUAGCAGGAGCUGUGGUCAUGCUGACUGCUCUCAUCCUCCUGGCUGUGGGUAUAAGGAUGUAUUGGCAGCAACAGAAUUGUGCUUCUGUCACUAUCUAAUAGGCUGUAAAUAAACCACAUUAGUACAUGCA
This is a messenger RNA of Tachyglossus aculeatus (Australian echidna), 1670 nucleotides long. RefSeq names its product zona pellucida sperm-binding protein 4-like. The coding region runs from base 1 to 1638 and encodes 545 amino acids. Gene Ontology annotation, cellular component: egg coat. Gene Ontology annotation, biological process: binding of sperm to zona pellucida; prevention of polyspermy. NCBI's taxonomy places the organism in Eukaryota, Metazoa, Chordata, Mammalia, Monotremata, Tachyglossidae. The record is from RefSeq and is a predicted model, not a curated record. The transcript is spliced from 12 exons. Gene Ontology annotation, molecular function: acrosin binding; structural constituent of egg coat.